Talaromyces proteolyticus is the source of this 666-nucleotide messenger RNA. RefSeq names its product putative cytochrome c oxidase assembly protein Cox19. Gene Ontology annotation, cellular component: mitochondrial intermembrane space. Bases 127 to 441 code for a protein of 104 amino acids. NCBI's taxonomy places the organism in Eukaryota, Fungi, Ascomycota, Eurotiomycetes, Eurotiales, Trichocomaceae. The transcript has 4 exons. Gene Ontology annotation, biological process: mitochondrial respiratory chain complex IV assembly. The record is from RefSeq and is a predicted model, not a curated record.
CGAUAAUCUCAGAGCUCUUUCUGAUGCGGAAUAUAAUUAUUCGCCUCGCCACUUCUCUCCACCACAACCAUAGACAGCCUUGAAUUGUGUAUUGAAUCAUCGGCACACUAUCUACAUUAUAGAAUCAUGAGUUUCGGAGCCCCCGGCGGUGCUGCCGUCAAUUAUAAACCCACGCCACCGGAACGUGGUAGUUUCCCUCUCGAUCACGAUGGCGAAUGCAAGCACCUCAUUAUGGACUAUUUAAAGUGUCUCAAGUCGCAACGAGGAGUGAACGAUGAGCAAUGCCGGAAACUUGCCAAGGGAUAUUUGGGCUGUCGAAUGGAUAAGAAUCUCAUGGCGCCUGAUGAGUUUAAGAAUCUUGGGUUGGAGUUUUCAGAGAAUUCUUCAACGAGAAAUACACCGGCGUCUAGUGAUUCAAUAUCGAAGCAGGACCAAAAGUAGCGAUUGUUCGAUCAAGGGAAUUAACUGUAUACUGGCAUUCCUGGAGUUUAGGGCGUUCUAUUCUGAAUAUCCCAAAUUUUCUGUAUAAUAUUAUCUGAUUUACUGAAAGGAAUACAUGAACAUAUAUUAAAACACAACAAAAAUAUCUAACUACACUGUGAAUAUUAAUAACGAUUGGUUGGAGAUUAGCACGGCAAAACGUGGGGAAGCUUUGCGCUUCCGAGC